Linum tenue is the source of this 423-nucleotide messenger RNA. The record is from the annotation of a GenBank genome assembly. Lineage: Eukaryota; Viridiplantae; Streptophyta; Magnoliopsida; Malpighiales; Linaceae.
AUGGAAGAGACACGUUGCGGUCAGCCAGAAACCAAGUCCGCCGCCUCCCGCCGGGUCAUCGUACAGAGACCGAACGCCGGUACUGAAGCGGAGAUCGGUGCGGCUUCGAGUUCCACGGCGUACCGGAUUUAUCGCGGUGGGCGGGAUCUGCUGUGUGCGGAGCAGCGGAAGAAUAGUGAGGGCGCGGUGGCGGAGGGGAGGGAGAGGCUGAAGAGGCACCGGGAGGAAGUCGCCGGGAAGGUGGCGGUGCCGGAGGACUGGGGGCAGGAGAAGCUUUUGAAGGAGUGGAUGGACUACGCGCCGUUCGACAAGCUGUUGGCUCCCGCGGGGCUGGCGUCGGCCAGGGCGGCGCUGGCUGCCGAGGGACGGCGAGCCGCCGGCGGCGGGGGGCAGAGGAUGCGGAUCGAGAGUAGGUGCUAUUGA